AGCAUGUCAUCUCUCUCCUGCAGAUCAGUGUGCAAGAAAACCCUUUCAAAAAGGCUUUGGCCUCGGUGUUUUUGCCAAAAUCCCUGAAGAACUUCCUGGGGAUCGAGUACUCUGACCCAGACAAGCAUUCAAAGAUCCAGUUCAAGUUUUUUGGCACUACUUCACUUUUUGUGGAUGACAGUUUAACGAUGGAGAGGUUGAACACUUACGUUGUGAGUGCCAGCAUUGAAAAUGCAUCAAUUCAGAAUCUUAAUGAGCCCGUGACUGUCACUCUCCACCACAUAGACCAGAACAGGGGCAAUGCAGCAGUGCACUGCGUCUUUUGGGACUUUGGGAAGAACAAUGGACUGGGUGGUUGGAAUACAUCAGGGUGUGAAAUGGAAUAUACAGAUAUGAAUUACACAAUCUGUUUUUGUAACCAUCUUACCCAUUUUGGAGUCCUACUGGACUUGGCUCGGACAGAAAUAGAUGUCACACACGAUCAUAUAUUAACUCUGAUAAGCUAUGCAGGAUGUGGUGCUUCUUCCCUUUUUUUGGGAAUAACACUCAUGGCAUACCUAACCCUUGAGAAGGUGCGGAGAGACAACCCCUCAAAAAUCCUGCUCAACCUUUGUGCUGCACUGCUGAUGCUGAACAUGGUCUUCCUCACAAAUUCCUGGCUGACCUCGUUCAACCAGCCAGGCCUCUGCAUCAUCAUGGCCAUGCUCCUCCACUAUUUCCUUCUUGCAGCAUUCACAUGGAUGUCCCUGGAGUCUGUUCACUUUUAUUUGGCUCUUGUCAAAGUUUUCAAUGUUUAUGUCCCAAAGUACAUUCUAAAAUGCUGCAUUGCUGGCUGGGGUAAGUAGACAGAUUUCCCCUCCACUUCUGUGUUUGUCAGCUUCUCUAAGAUUGGGGCGUAUUUACAGAGGUAAGUGAAGACACUGAGCUAGCAGA
Corvus hawaiiensis (hawaiian crow) is the source of this 933-nucleotide messenger RNA. Its product is annotated as adhesion G-protein coupled receptor G4-like. Gene Ontology annotation, cellular component: membrane. The record is from RefSeq and is a predicted model, not a curated record. Gene Ontology annotation, molecular function: G protein-coupled receptor activity. The transcript has 6 exons. Gene Ontology annotation, biological process: adenylate cyclase-activating G protein-coupled receptor signaling pathway; cell surface receptor signaling pathway. Bases 189 to 845 code for a protein of 218 amino acids. NCBI's taxonomy places the organism in Eukaryota, Metazoa, Chordata, Aves, Passeriformes, Corvidae.